AUGGAUAGUCUUGUUGUGUCGCGUCUUGAUCAUCGUCGUGGCUCGCAACUGCCAUUGAUAAGAAAAUCCAAGAAAGACAAAAAGUCUAAACCAAAGAAUGAUGUGCACAACCAGGUGACCCCUCUUCCUGAGCUAAUUGCCGAGCCAACAAAUGCAAGAUCAGUGUCCUUUGUUGGAACACACGAGUACUUGGCCCCAGAGAUCAUCAAGGGUGAAGGGCAUGGAAGUGUUGUGGACUGGUGGGCAUUUGGGAUAUUCCUGUAUGAGCUUCUGUUUGGUAGAACACCAUUCAAAGGUCCUGCAAACCGUGCAACUUUGUUCAAUGUAAUUGGUGAGCCUCUAAGAUUUCCAGAAUCUCCAACUGUUAGCUUUGUUGCCAGAGAUUUGAUCAGAGGGGAGGAGCCCUAA
Molecule: messenger RNA, 408 nt
Organism: Vigna angularis (adzuki bean)
Lineage: Eukaryota; Viridiplantae; Streptophyta; Magnoliopsida; Fabales; Fabaceae
Product: protein kinase PVPK-1-like
Exons: 2
Coding region: 1-408 (135 amino acids)
Biological process (GO): protein phosphorylation
Cellular component (GO): nucleus; cytoplasm; plasma membrane
Molecular function (GO): protein serine/threonine kinase activity; ATP binding
Source: RefSeq, a predicted model, not a curated record